Triticum dicoccoides is the source of this 1953-nucleotide messenger RNA. RefSeq names its product PR5-like receptor kinase. The coding region runs from base 1 to 1953 and encodes 650 amino acids. NCBI's taxonomy places the organism in Eukaryota, Viridiplantae, Streptophyta, Magnoliopsida, Poales, Poaceae. The record is from RefSeq and is a predicted model, not a curated record. The transcript has a single exon. Gene Ontology annotation, molecular function: protein kinase activity; ATP binding. Gene Ontology annotation, biological process: protein phosphorylation.
AUGGCAGCCACGGCUACCUCUGUAACUCUCCUCCUCUUCCUCCUCCCCCUGCCAGUCGUAAGCACUACCACCGCCGUCACGUUCAACAUCACCAACCGAUGUUCCUACACCGUGUGGCCGGCGGCUCUGCUACUGGAGGGUAACAAAUUGCUAGAGGGCGGCGGCGGCGGCAUGCGGCUGGACCCAGGGAAGACAUGGACCCUCAACAUGGCUGAUGACACCAGUAGCGGGCGCAUCUGGGCACGAACAGGCUGCUCGUUCGACAGCAAAGGCAACGGGUCGUGCCAGACAGGUGACUGCGGCGGCCUGCUCGCCUGCAAGACCAGUGGUGAGCUGCCACUCACAACUGCUGAUUUUGAGCUCAACCAGCAUGGCAGUAACACUUUCUUCGAUAUCUCACUCCACGACGGCUUCAACGUACCCAUGGAGUUCCUGCCAAUGCCGGUCAAGGGGCAAGGACUAGGGUGCAGCAAGGGGCCGCGUUGCGUGGCCGACAUCACGUCGCAGUGUCCGAGCAAGCUCAAGGCGCCGGGAGGCUGCAGAAGCCCAUGUCGAGUGUUCAACGAUGAGUCCAUGCACUGCUGCCUCGGGCCCCGCUGUAAACCCACCAAAUACUCGACCUUCUUUGUGCGGAUGUGCCCGCAGGCAUUAAGCUUCUCCAACCAUGCUCCCAAAGAAACCGACUUCAGUUGCCCGACAGGAGUCAACUACCAGGUAGUCUUCUGCCCACCUAUCAAUCUAGCAUCUUCGCCGGCUCCAAGUCCUCCUAAUUCAACUGCUAUUGGGCCAUCAAGCACAGGACCCUCAUCCAAAAAAGUAGACACAGUUGUUUCAAUUGCAAUUGCAGGGUCUGUAGUCAGUUUCAUUUUAACUACCACAUUCAUCCUUUUCGUCGUACAUCGAAGACUAACACGACGACGCCAUGAGAUGGAGGAAGAGGAGGCAGAGUUCGGUAAGCUGCAAGGAACACCGAUGAGGUUCACGUUUCAACAGUUAGAUGUGGCAACCGAGCAAUUCAAAGACAAGCUUGGGGAAGGUGGAUUUGGUUCUGUUUACAAGGGACGGCUAGGUGAGGAAAGGAUUGCGGUAAAACGUUUGGAUCAAGCUGGACAAGGAAAGAGCGAAUUCUUGGCAGAGGUUCAGACAAUCGGCAGCAUUCAUCAUAUCAACCUGGUGAGGCUGUUUGGUUUCUGUGCUGAGAAAUCCCAUAGGCUCUUGGUUUAUGAGUAUAUGCCAAAAGGAUCAUUGGACAAGUGGAUCUACUGUCGACAUGACAAUACUGCUCCACCAUUACAAUGGAGGGUGCGAUGCAGGAUUAUUACUAACAUAGCUAAGGGUCUCUCUUAUCUUCAUGAGGACUGCAUGAAGAGAAUUGCUCAUUUGGAUGUCAAACCACAAAAUAUCCUAAUAGAUCACGACUUCAAUGCUAAAAUUUCUGAUUUUGGUCUGUGUAAGCUCAUUGAUAGGGAUAUGAGCCAAGUGGUUACUAGAAUGAGAGGCACACCUGGAUAUUUAGCCCCUGAAUGGUUGACAUCACAUAUCACGGAGAAGGCCGAUGUCUAUAGUUUCGGCGUGGUGGUCAUGGAAAUCAUCAGUGGAAGAAAGAACCUUGACACUUCCCGUUCCGAAGAGAGCAUCCAUCUUAUUACCCUACUGGCAGAAAAGGUGAAGAACGGUCACUUGGUAGAUUUGAUUGACAAGAACAGUAAUGACAUGCAAGCACACGAGAAGGAUGUAAUUCAGAUGAUGAAGCUAGCAAUGUGGUGUUUGCAGAUCGAUUGCAAAAGAAGGCCUAAAAUGUCCGAGGUAGUGAUGGUCUUGGAAGGUACCAUGGAUGCGGAGAGCAAAAUAGAUCUUAACUUUGUUGUAACAAACCAAGCGAAUUUUGGCAUUGCUGCAAAUGUGACCUCUUCGGCUCCACCUGUAGCCUCACAUCUAUCAGGCCCGAGGUGA